AUGUCUUCUUCCUAUAGGCCGCAUCCGUUGCGGCAAUCGCAAACCGCCGAGUAUCCUGUUUUGCGGCAGUCUUCCAAUGCAUCAUCUUCCGCAUCCUCGGGUUAUUCCAACACCUCAUCCACAACCUACGAGUCUAGCAGGACGCCCAUCACCAUGCCGUCCUCUCCUUCCAGCACCUAUUCCGCCUACGGACACAAGCGGGGGCUGAGCGAGGUCAGUCGACGACCGCCCGCGCUCAACUCAUCCCAAAGUUAUCCUUCGACGCCAAUGGCCGAAAAUAUUUACCAUGCGGCUCGCCAGUCGCUCCGGCCGCUUCCUCAGGUUCCCCGUCCAGUGACGCCUCCUCGCACUUCCAGUCGCCAUGAGCGCGGCCACAGCCUCGACAUUGGCAAGCUGUCGAUUACCGACCAAGGGCGAACCUCGCCAGUUCCGGCGACUCCUCUGACUCCGCCAACGCCGCCACCGCGCUCGCCUGUCGUGCGUCCAACUUCAAUGCUCAUGACGCGCUACGACUCAGUACACCGCAACAGCGGGGAUGCUAGCCCUCCACCACUUGUGCAUGCACAUACUGCGCCUCUCACGACGCCAGACCUCGAGAGACUCGGCCGUUCUUCCACAAACCAACUGCGCACCCUAUCCAAGCUGGCGCAAUCUGGUUCUGCCGAUGAAUUCUCAAUUACCUCCCCUGCGCAGGAAGUUACCGGACUUCGGGGUCGGCGACGGCUGCAAAGGACCGACAAGUCCGGACCGAACCGGCCCGCUCAGCGUACUGGCGGAUAUGGCUGGGAGGGACGGAACUGGAUGGAUAAGCAACGUCAGUUCCUUCAGGCGUACGAGUACCUGUGCCACAUUGGUGAGGCCAAGGAGUGGAUCGAGGACGUGAUUCAGCGCACCAUUCCCCCCAUCGUAGAACUAGAGGAGGCAUUGAGGGAUGGCGUCACCCUCGCCGAGAUUGUUGAGUCGCUCAAUCCACAUCGUCGAUACAAAAUCUUCCACCAUCCACGGCUUCAAUACCGUCAUUCAGACAAUAUCGCCAUAUUCUUCCGCUACCUCGACGAAGUUCAGCUCCCCGAUCUUUUCCGAUUCGAGCUCAUUGACCUCUACGAAAAGAAGAACAUCCCGAAAGUCAUCCACUGCAUCCAUGCUUUGAGCUGGCUUCUUUAUCGCAAAGGCAUAGUGAGCUUCCGCAUCGGCAAUCUAGUCGGCCAGCUUGAAUUCGAGCAUCAUGAGCUGGAGGCUACGCAAAAGGGCCUCGAUAAGCUGGGAGCUAAUAUGCCUAGCUUCGGCAACAUGGGAGCCGACUUUGGGGUUGAGGAGACACCCGAGCCGGAGGAGACCGAGGAAGAACGGAUCGACAGAGAGCUCGCCGAGAAUGAGCCAAUGAUUAUCGACUUUCAAGCACAAAUACGAGGAGCAAUGGUUCGAUUGCAGCUUGGAAACCUCAUGCAAAGUCUUUGGGAGUCUGAGAAUAUGUUGAUCGACCUCCAAUCCCGAAUUAGAGGUGAUUUCGCGCGCCAAAUUGUGGGUUAUCGUCUCCAGAUGAAGCGCUUCGCCACUGGACUCCAAAGCGCUGUCCGGGGUUUCCUCGUGCGCCGUCGGCAAGCGAAGACACAGCGGUUUUGGAAGAGCACAGAACGAGAUAUCGUGAAACUUCAGAGCUUGGUGCGGGCAAGCAAGAUCCGCAGUGAGGUACGAGAGCAGCAUUCUCAACUAAUGGUGGCGGCGGGUCCCAUUCGAAGCAUCCAAGCAACGUUCCGGGGUUUCCUCCUCCGUGAACGCAUGCUUGCUCAGCAGCAGGAAGUCCAGCAUACAGCCGCUCCGGUGGCCGGGCUCCAGGCUGCAGUUCGCGGGCUACUGCUAAGGAAGAAGAUUAACGAGGAUUGGAAGAACCUGCAGUCGCAGGCCAGCGUCAUCGCCGGCUUGCAGGCUGCUGCCAGAGCUGCGCUGACUAGAAAACAGAUCGCGCUGGAAAAACAAGCCCUCGCGAGCCUCGCGCCCAUGUGGGAGACACUGCAAGCCGUCUGCCGUGGGAACCUUGCUAGGGGCAAUGUCAAGGUCCUCAAAGCCGAACUCCAGGAGCAUUCGUCAAACCUGGGCCUUCUUCAAGCCCAUAUAAGGGCUGGGGCGGUGCGCAAAGAGAUAUCAGAGAAGCUUGAGGGUCUUUCUGAAGCUGAGGAUACCAUCGUGACCCUGCAGUCCAUUAUCAGGGGCAUGCAUGAAAGGAAGCGCCUGUCCGACCUUCUCGACGCACUCAGCCAACAAGAGGACUCAAUCAUUGAUCUUCAAUCACGUAUCCGCGGCUCAUUAUACCGGCAACAACAUCAAAACUUUGUUGGCGAGCUUAAAGCAAAUGAGGAAGAAGUCACUUCGCUUCAGUCUCUCGCCAGAGCAAUGCUUCUUCGGUCCAAUGUCGCCAACAUGCUUGACGAACUCGAAGCACACGAGGAAUCCAUUGGAGAGAUUCAAGCUGCAGCCAAGGCGUUCGUUGUCAGGGCGAAGUUUGAAGAGAAGAAGCGGUUCUUCAAUGAAAACAUGCAGAAGGUGGUUAAGAUUCAAAGCUUUGUGCGCGCCAAACUUCAAGGGGAGGCAUACAAGAGCCUCAUAUCCGGCAAUAACCCUCCCGUCAACGCCGUCAAGAAUUUUGUCCACCUACUUAACGACAGCGACUUUGACUUCAACGAAGAGAUUGAGUUUGAGCGGCUUCGCAAGACCGUGGUCCAGCAGGUCCGGCAGAACGAGAUGCUGGAGCAGUACAUUGACCAGCUGGAUAUCAAGAUUGCCCUCCUGGUGAAGAACAAGAUUACGCUCGACGAGGUGGUCAAGCAUCAGAGCAAUUUCGGCGGCCACACCAGCAGCCUCCUCGCCAACAGCUCCAUUGCGAGCGCGAACCAGUUCGAUCUCAAAGCCUUGAACAAGAGCUCGAGGAAGAAGCUUGAGUCCUAUCAGCAGCUCUUCUUUGCUCUCCAGACGCAACCUCAAUAUCUUGCCAGACUGUUCAAGCGUGUGCGCGAGACGGGCACACCCGAUAAGGAGUGCAAGCGGAUCGAGCACUUGAUGAUGGGCCUGUUUGGCUAUGCGCAAAAGCGGAGAGAGGAGUAUUAUCUUCUGAAGCUCAUCGGACGAUCCAUUCGGGAAGAAGUCGAUGCCUGCAACAAUCUCCAGGACUACCUCCGCGGCAACUUCUUCUGGUCCAAGCUCUUCCACAAUUACACCAGGUCUCCGCGCGACAGGAAGUAUCUGAGGGACCUUCUGGGCCCUAUGAUUAGGGACAACAUUAUCGAGGAUCCCGAGCUUGACCUGGAGAGCGACCCUAUGCAAAUCUACCGCUCUGCCAUCAAUAACGAGGAGCUGCGGACUGGCCGUCCCAGCAAUCGGCGCCUCGAUAUUCCUCGCGAGCUCGCCAUCAAGGAUCCGGAGACCAAGGCGGUCUUCAUUGACCACCUACGGGACCUUCGCGAGAUCUGUGAUCAAUUCCUUCUGGCGCUAGAAGACCUUUUGCCUCGCAUGCCGUACGGGUUACGCUUUGUCUGCAGGCAGACCUUCGAUGCUCUCUGCCAACGGUUUCCGCGCGAACACCAGACGCGUCUGCUGCAGGUGGUCAGUAACUGGCUCUGGAAGUUCUAUCUGCAGCCGGCCGUCACAGCUCCCGAGAACGUCGGUGUUGUUGACAAGCAACUGAGUCCGCUCCAGAAGCGCAACCUAGGAGAAGUUGCCAAGGUGCUGAGCCAGAUUGCCUCGGGCAGGCAGUUUGGUGGAGAAAAUAUCUACCUUCAGCCUCUCAACGCUUUUGUCGCAGAAUCCAUCGAGCGUCUAGCAGUUUUGACCGAGAAUCUCAUUACGGUUCCCGAUGCAGAGAGCACCUUCGACAUUGACGAGUUCAACGACCUGUAUGCGAAGAACAAGCCGACGCUGUACAUCAAGAUGACCGACAUCUUCGCCAUCCACAACCUCAUCGCCUCUGAGCUUCCUCAUUUGAGCCCAAAUCGGGACGACAUGCUGCGGGAAAUCAUGCAAGAUCUUGGCAGCGCGAAGCAUAACGAGAGCGAAAUGACCGCAGCCGGUUCGUCCGACAUUCAGAUGUUCCUGACCCCCAAGCUGCACGACCUCGAGGAUCCGGAGGCAGACGUCAAGGCGCUGUUCAUGGAGACGAAGCGGUGCAUCUUGUACAUUAUUAGAGUGCAAACGGGUACCAACCUGAUGGAGAUCCUCGUCAAGCCCAUCAGCGUCGAAGACGAGCACAAGUGGCAGAUGCUCCUGCGGGAGGACUUCUCCAACGGCUCCAACACACGAGGUGCCUACUCGGAUGCGAACAUGGUCGACGUGACGAGGAUGUCGUACUCCGACUUGAAGAGAAUGGCUCUCGAAAACAUUCUGAGGCUGGAGCAGAUGGGCCGCAUCUCACGACACAAUCACUACCAGGACGUCCUGAACGCCAUCGCCGUCGACAUCCGCACGAAAAGUAGGAGGAGAGUGCAGAGGCAGCGCGAGCUUGAAGGCGUCCGUCUGACGUUGGCCAACCUGCACGAGAAGGCAAAAUACCUGGAGCAGCAGCGCAAGAGCUAUGACGACUACAUCGAGCAGGCGAUGGCAACCCUGCAGAACAAAAAAGGAAAAAAGCGCUUCCUCCUCCCCUUCACAAAGCAGUACAACCACCAGCGCGAGCUCGAGCGCUCCGGCCGCGUGCCCAAGUUUGGCUCGUACAAGUACAGCGCGCGCGCCCUCUUCGACAAGGGUGUGCUCGUCUCCUGGGCGGGGAUUCCCGAGCGCGACUGGGGCCAGAUCAACCUGACAAUCUCGUGCGACGAGGUGGGCGUCUUCAGCCUGGAGGGCUCCCGCGGCCACAUCCAAAUGCCGGGCGCCAGCGCCCUGGUGCCCAUCGAGGACCUGCUGCAGGCCCAGUUUGAGGCGCACCAGUUCAUGACGCUGUUUGAGGGCGGGCUGAGGCUCAAUGUCAAUCUGUUGCUGCACUUGUUGUAUAAGAAGUUUUAUCGGACGCAGUAG
Molecule: messenger RNA, 5001 nt
Organism: Canariomyces notabilis
Lineage: Eukaryota; Fungi; Ascomycota; Sordariomycetes; Sordariales; Chaetomiaceae
Exons: 2
Coding region: 1-5001 (1666 amino acids)
Biological process (GO): regulation of GTPase activity; mitotic actomyosin contractile ring assembly actin filament organization
Cellular component (GO): cell cortex; mitotic actomyosin contractile ring
Molecular function (GO): actin filament binding; calmodulin binding; GTPase activator activity
Source: RefSeq, a predicted model, not a curated record